Grus americana (Whooping crane) is the source of this 900-nucleotide messenger RNA. RefSeq names its product ribosomal protein S6 (gene RPS6). Gene Ontology annotation, biological process: translation. Gene Ontology annotation, molecular function: structural constituent of ribosome. NCBI's taxonomy places the organism in Eukaryota, Metazoa, Chordata, Aves, Gruiformes, Gruidae. Bases 104 to 853 code for a protein of 249 amino acids. The record is from RefSeq and is a predicted model, not a curated record. Gene Ontology annotation, cellular component: ribosome. The transcript has 6 exons.
ACGCGGGGCAUGGGCGGUACCGUUCUCGCGAGAGUUGGCGGGUGUAUGUGCGGGCUGCGGGCGGAAGUGCGGCCUUUUCUUGCGGCGGCGCAGCUUGGCGAGGAUGAAGCUGAACAUCUCUUUCCCAGCCACUGGCUGCCAGAAACUCAUUGAAGUGGAUGAUGAACGCAAGCUGAGAACAUUUUAUGAGAAACGGAUGGCCACAGAGGUUGCGGCUGAUUCUCUUGGUGAGGAGUGGAAGGGCUAUGUUGUCCGGAUCAGUGGUGGCAAUGACAAACAAGGCUUCCCCAUGAAGCAAGGUGUCCUGACUCAUGGACGUGUCCGCCUUCUGCUCAGCAAGGGUCACUCCUGCUAUCGCCCCAGAAGAACUGGAGAGAGGAAACGCAAAUCCGUUCGUGGUUGCAUCGUUGAUGCCAACUUAAGUGUUCUGAACUUGGUCAUAGUGAAAAAGGGUGAAAAGGAUAUUCCUGGGCUGACGGACACAACUGUGCCCCGUCGUCUUGGUCCCAAGAGGGCUAGCAGAAUCCGCAAGCUGUUCAACCUGUCUAAGGAGGAUGAUGUUCGCCAGUAUGUUGUGAGGAAGCCUCUGAACAAAGAGGGCAAGAAACCCAGAACCAAGGCUCCUAAGAUCCAGCGACUAGUGACUCCCCGAGUUCUGCAACAUAAGCGCAGACGCAUUGCUCUGAAGAAGCAGCGCACUCAAAAGAAUAAGGAAGAAGCAGCAGAAUAUGCGAAGCUCUUGGCCAAGAGAAUGAAGGAAGCCAAGGAGAAACGCCAGGAGCAAAUUGCGAAGAGACGCCGGCUUUCUUCAUUGAGAGCUUCUACAUCUAAGUCUGAGUCAAGUCAGAAGUAAAGAUGUACAUGAUGCUAAAAAUAAACCCUUUUUGUGGUUAAAUUUCA